AUGCCGUCAACAACGCGCGUUCGCUUUUUCAUGAUGCCAGUGCAUGGAGUGAUGAAUGUGUCAUGCUUGUGUGUCGCCCAGUCGUUACAACAGGAGCUGGCAAAUGCGCAAAAGAAUGCGAGAACUCAGAAGCAGAUUGUAGCAGUGAAGAACCUGAUGGUAAGCCUCCGUCUCAGAUCCUUUGCGAUCCGACGAGGAGACGACAUGAUCAGCUCCGAGAAUAUGAAGGCCCUCAAGCCAGUGUUUGAGAACCUCUUCAUCAAGGACAAGAAGUUCCCUCUCGACCUGAGCGAGGUCGACGAGGCCGAGCUCAAACGAGCGCUAGGUAUGGAGCUCGAGGACGAUGAGAAUGAGGCCGAGCUGUUAGAUUCUGUUCCCGUCGCUGCUCCUGCGAUCAGCAUACCGAAAGCACGCGGCGCCGCAACAAGGGAGGUAGAGGGGGACAACGACUCUGAUGAGCACAACGUGGCCGGGCAGGCAUCGAAGACGAAUGGAUCGACGAGCAAGAAGACAAGGACAGUGAAGAUCACCAUUGUGAAGAUAGGGUUAAAGGACUUCGAGAAGUACCAAGAUCCUUACAUCACCUGCUUCGUCGCAUCGGGUGGCCGUGUGCUUGAACCGAAGCAAGACACUCCGAACUCGACGUCGCGCUUUGACAAGCACAUCAACUUCGGGCAUACGAUCACCCUGAAACAAGGGUAUGAGACGAUUCUGCCAGGUGCCGCCAUUGUGUUUGAGUUCAAGCACUUCAAGCCCAAGAAGGACAAGAUCAGCACCAAGUGCUGGGCGUUCUUGGAGAGAGAAGACGUCAAGGAGGGUGUGCACAACCUCGAGCUGUACAAGAAGCCCACCGACGUCAAGUGCAAGAAGUUGAGCCUUCUUACCGUCAAACCUCUUUACCUCCAGAUCCAGAUCGAGAUCGGCGAGCCCAAGUAG
Messenger RNA from Guillardia theta CCMP2712, 936 nucleotides. RefSeq lists its product as hypothetical. Gene Ontology annotation, molecular function: phosphatidylinositol binding. NCBI's taxonomy places the organism in Eukaryota, Cryptophyceae, Pyrenomonadales, Geminigeraceae. The transcript has 9 exons. Gene Ontology annotation, cellular component: membrane. The record is from RefSeq and is a predicted model, not a curated record. The coding region runs from base 1 to 936 and encodes 311 amino acids.